Molecule: messenger RNA, 1337 nt
Organism: Vitrella brassicaformis
Lineage: Eukaryota; Vitrellaceae
Source: the annotation of a GenBank genome assembly
CAUGGUUCAAAGGAAAGCACGUCUGCCGUCUGUGUGCACAUGCAUCGCAUCCACAGACUCGAUCGUCAGAUCGGUCGCGUCUCUUCCUUGCGUCUGUUUGUCACGUUGAGUGUCUGAUCUCGCAGGCGUCGCAAUCCCAGGCUCACCAUGCCUCAGCGAUCCCGGUAGAGACGAGAGCGAGAGAUGACACCCAACGCAUCAAACAGUCGAAGGACACCAGGCAAGCCGGCAGGCAAAUCCAUCUAGGCACGAUUGAUGGCACACACGACAGGGCUUUCCUAGCUACGGGUGUCCUCGACAGGUGGCUGUCAGUCAGAGCAGAGAGAGGGCCAACAGCGGCCAGGCUACUUAGUGUCGCGUCGAAUUGUAUGCACACGGCGCACUCUCAGGCCAGCUGAGCUAUCUAUCUAUGUAUACGAGAGAGAGAGGGAGAGGAUUAUACACGCUCGCCGGCAGGUAUACCGGCUGGCUGGCUGCCUCUCGGCCGCCGAUCUUCAGUCAAACGCGACAAUAUCGUCGACGGAGUCCUCCAGCCGCUGCGAUUUUCUGCACGGCUUGGGCAGCGGGUUGAGGCCCGAGCAGGCUAUCAAGGCACCGUCGCAGUUCUUGUGGCCACACUGUACGAUGGACGAAACACACAGCACACCAGUCAGGGGGAGAGCAGUGCAGACAUCGCGCUGCGUGUCCGGUAGGUAGGUAGUACACGUGAUUGUGUGCCGACUGGGCGGGCGGACCUUGAUGCAAGCUGAUGCACAGCUGUUGAAGAGGCAGGGCCAUUCACACUUGCUGGCGCCGCACGCGAUGGAUUCUGCCCAACACUCAGAACAGCCAGGGGAUACCUGCACACACACACAGAGGUAGGUAUAUAGAAGACCUAUGGCUGUCGGCUCGGCUCGGCUGUAGUACAGUACCCACCCCCCCUGGCUGGCUCUCUCACCGUCUUGCCAUUGAAGGUCGCUUUAUUCAGACAGUCGCGGGACUUGUCCCGUGAUCCGUACGCUGCACAGAUCAGCACACACAAGAGAGGAUCCGAUCCGUGCUGGAGAUCUUUGUCUAUCUGUCGUUGCCUGUGCUGUGCCUAUCUUACUGCUUCGCCCGCAGCUGAAGACAUGCGGGAACCAUGCCUUGUCGAACACGAUUGCCCUGUCACUCUCGUUGUCGCACUGGCCCGCUGGAGCGGCCCUCGCCUUCCCUCCCUUGACCGCCGCCUGCACGGCGCUGUCUGGCUGGUUCGGCGGUGAUGCGGCCACGAUGAUGACUGAAACCAAGACAAGCUGGACAGUCCACCACGAGGCAGCCAUCGCAGGUGCAGGAAAGAUCGCCGCAAAAGAUCGUCG